CAAAAUUUCCCCAUGUUCUUCUUUUUAGGUCUGGGAAUCAGAAUGUAGUCGAUCCGAUUCUUGUUUCCUUGAUUGAGAUUAUCUAAGGAAGAUAGCAACACCAUGGCUCGAGAUGCAACAGAACAGUCCACCUCCCACGAGCUCACCGUACCUCACCCCACUUCCACACAUCCAGCUCCCCCACCACACAAUCUCCUCCAAGAUCAUGAACCAAGCAUAACCUCCCGCUCAAGAAACGACUACACCUUCCCAGAAGGCGGCGCAAGAGCCUGGCUUGUAAUCCUUGGCUCCUUCUCCAUAAUCUGCGGAACAUUCGGCCUCAUCUCCUCAGUCGGGCUUUUCCAAGCCUACUGGCAAGUCCACCAACUCUCCUCCUACACCACGCGAGACAUCGGCUGGAUCUCCGCCGUCAACGUCUUCCUCAACCUCUUCCUCGGAGUCCAGAUCGGACCAUUGUUCGAUAGGUACGGACCAAGAUGGUUGGUCCUGGCAGGGAGCGUGAUUUAUGUCGUUGGCCUGGUGCUUCUGGCGCAGUGUGUCAAGUACUGGCACUUCAUGCUUGUUUAUGGGGUUCUCGGUGGGACGAGUAGUGCGUUUUUGACCACUACUGCACUUGCUGUGGUGGCACACUGGUUUGAGGCCAAGAGGGGGAUGGCAAGUGGGAUUGCGUUUGUGGGGUCUAGCGUUGGAGGGAUUGGCUUUCCUCUGGUGUUGAAAUCAGCUCUGGAGAAUCUAAAUUGGGCUUGGGCGAUUCGAGUGGUCGCUCUCAUUGUGCUUGUGUUGAUGGUUGUCGGGAACUUGUGCAUUCGCGGACGACUGCCGCCAAGAAGGAAUGGGGGAGCUGUUGAUUUGAAGUGCUUUCAAGAUCCUAGGUUCUCUUGGGCUACUAUUGGAGUUGCUUUGUUUGAAUUCGUGUUGUUCGGAGCUCUUGGGCUACUGCCAACUUACGGACUUCAGCAAGGUUUUAGUAGUCAGACGAGCUUCAAUAUCAUCGCGAUCUUGAAUGCCGGUUCUGCGUUUGGACGUUCAUUUUCAGGAUACAUCUCUGAUAGAGUCGGGCGAUUCAAUACCAUGAUUAUCACGCUGACGUGGUCACUGAUCGUAACAUUCGCCCUCUGGCUCCCAGUCGGCAACCACGUAGUUCUCUUCUAUAUCUUUGCUCCCCUUUUCGGAUUUGGAAGUGGCAGCAUAAUUAGUAUGGCUCCCGUUUGUAUUGGCCAGCUGUGUAAAGCGGAUCAAUAUGGUCAAUAUUACGGGACGAGCUACUCAAUUGUUGCCUUUGCAACUCUGAUCUGUAUCCCUGUAGGAGGAGAACUCUUGCCUACGAUUGGAAGCGUGGGAUUCGUCACAAUAUUUGGAGGAAUUCUCGUGUUGUCGUUGGCCAGCUUUCUUAUGGCUAGAUGGGCGUGCCUGGAGUAUCGUUGGAAAUGGAAUGUGAAAAUUUAGAGGGUUCAAGAUGGUGCGAUUCGAUUGAAUAAUAACUCAGAAGUCGGGGCAUCAUUCUUAAGAAAGGCUUAUGAUCAAAUGAGCAAUGUGUUAGUAUCAUUUGAAGAAGAGUAGUAGAUUGACGUUUUAAUUUCAGAAGACUUUUGAGUAACCC
Molecule: messenger RNA, 1600 nt
Organism: Hyaloscypha bicolor E
Lineage: Eukaryota; Fungi; Ascomycota; Leotiomycetes; Helotiales; Hyaloscyphaceae
Product: MFS general substrate transporter
Exons: 4
Coding region: 103-1446 (447 amino acids)
Biological process (GO): transmembrane transport
Cellular component (GO): fungal-type vacuole membrane
Molecular function (GO): transmembrane transporter activity
Source: RefSeq, a predicted model, not a curated record